CGGGCCAGGACCAGAUCUCCACUAAAACUUUAGCAGGCAUUGCACAAUGUCUUAUUCGUGGUUCUACCGGAUGAACUGGCAGUCGGACUGCAGAUCGUUGGGGUUGGCUUGGUUGGAAAAACGGAAUAUGAUACUUUGCCGUCAUCUAUAUAUACCAAGGGGGGGGGACGAUGGGGCCGUUGCAAAAAGGCCAAGAACUACUCCGUUGCAACCAUCCAGUGCAACAAAGCAAUCAAGCAUUCUUUUGCAGUUCGCCAAGGCUGAUAUGAUAAGGAGCGAAGAUCGAUUACCAAAAUGGCGGGAGCUAAGAGUACUUCAAUCUCUGAGAGGUCGGGCCAAAACUCCCUCUCGACGAAAAAUGCCUCAUCGCUAAGUUCGGAUUCUCUUAUCGAACAGCCGCAGCAAACCAGACACUCACCGCGCGACAUUCCGAGCAACGUUAUCGCGGCGCUUCAUAAACGCGGAUUAGACAUUGAUGACACCGGAAAUGCCUGUUGGCAACCGACAAGUCGUCACCACCCGCGGAGAUGGACCCGAGCCCGGAAACUCUACGACACGUCCAUCAUUUGUUUUCUGGAGUUCUUCAUGACUCUGGCUAGCAAUGAGGGUAUUGCGAUUGCGCAGAACCAGUAUGAGGAGCUCGGAACUUCUACCGAGACUGCCAUUGCAGCUUUCACUACCGUCUACUUCAUGGGCCAGGCUCUGGGCAGUGUGAUAUUUCCCCCCAUUGCUGAAUCAUAUGGCAGCAGAAGCAUAUAUGCGACAUGUGGCUUCGGGUUCAUGUCAUGUGGUCUCAUUCUCGGCAUGGUGCCGAAAUUGCCCAUGGUCUUCGUCUGUCGUUUCUUUGAAGGAUUGUUUUCUGCCAUGCCGGCAGUCGUCGCUGCUAGUAGCCUGGAAAAUUUGUGGGACAUGCGGGCGAGAGUUUGGGUCUUUCAAAUUUGGACAUCGAUCUCGGUCGUGGGUCUUUCAUGCGGCCCUCUGGUUGGGACCGUAGUUGGCAUUUCUCUCGGCUGGCACUGGGUAUUUUUCAUCUCGGCCAUGGUUGGUGGUACCCUGGGAGUGCUGAGCCUCUUCAUGCGAGAAUCUCGACCAUCUUUACAGUUGGAAAUCCAAGUCAACAAAGUUGCCCGCGAGACCAAUUACAAAGAGCUGGGUGUCGAUGUCGGCGGCACUCCACCUACCUUUGGUAGAUUCGUCCAGACGUCGUUGAAGCUCCCGGUGCGCCUUUUCCUUACCGAACCUCUGGUCUUUACAAUCGCUUUGAUGGCGGCAUCGGUCUACAGCUUCGCAUACCUCUUUACAGAAGCACUGCCCGUGGUCUAUUCGGGUGAAUUCGAUUUUACACCUGUCCAGCAAGCUCUCGUCUACCUUGCGCUCGGCGUUGGAGCAAUCCUGACCGUUCUACCAAGACCGUACGACCUCCAUGUUUUAGCCAAGAGAGAUAGGCAAGGGGUGGAUGUGACGCCAGAGGACAAACUUUUCGGCUUCUACGUUGCUGCUCCUGUGCUUGCCGUAGGUCUUUGGUGGUUCGCAUGGACUGUUCCACCACUAGUCCGAGUCACACCAUGGGCAUCCAUACCGGCUCUUGUGCUAUUUGGCUACAGCACUGUGGAGUUCGAUAACGUGCUUUCGGGCUACCUGGCAGACACAUAUGCAAGCUUCGCCGGAUCAGCGAAUGCACCGCUGGCAUUUCUCAGAGCGAUCAUGUCGGGUCUGUUCCCUCUUUGUGGAACACAACUGUUCUCACUAGGCCCAAACUAUGUACUGACGGCGCUUUCGGUCCUAGCCACAGCAUACUGUGGCAUUGCUGUUUGGUUCCGGAUCCACGGGAGGAAUAUUCGACUCAAGAGCCCAUUCGCAGAAAAGACGUGGGCGGAUGCCAGGAGUAACAGUGCAGCCGGGUUGACGGCCGUGAGACCCAAUUCCGAAAGCGCUUAGCUGAUGAUGUUUAGAUAGUUCAACAGUUAUUGCUGAUUGCCCACUUCAAUCGAAAGCCCACGGGAA
Dissoconium aciculare CBS 342.82 is the source of this 2004-nucleotide messenger RNA. Its product is annotated as putative MFS transporter. The transcript has 4 exons. Gene Ontology annotation, molecular function: transmembrane transporter activity. The coding region runs from base 295 to 1938 and encodes 547 amino acids. Gene Ontology annotation, biological process: transmembrane transport. The record is from RefSeq and is a predicted model, not a curated record. Lineage: Eukaryota; Fungi; Ascomycota; Dothideomycetes; Mycosphaerellales; Dissoconiaceae.